Phytophthora infestans T30-4 is the source of this 2007-nucleotide messenger RNA. RefSeq lists its product as uncharacterized. The coding region runs from base 1 to 2007 and encodes 668 amino acids. The transcript is spliced from 9 exons. Gene Ontology annotation, cellular component: nucleolus. NCBI's taxonomy places the organism in Eukaryota, Oomycota, Peronosporomycetes, Peronosporales, Peronosporaceae. Gene Ontology annotation, biological process: ribosomal large subunit assembly. The record is from RefSeq and is a predicted model, not a curated record. Gene Ontology annotation, molecular function: protein binding; calcium ion binding.
AUGGAUGAGGAUGCACUCGACCGCGACAAGCAGAUUUCUCCUGCCUUCUUGACCGAAUUGACAAAUCAAUUCUUCAAGCAGCGGGCCAAUGGUCGGCCCUACGAGCACGAUCCCGAGAAAGGUUUCACCAUGGACAUUAUGAUGAUGAUGGACAUGGAAAAAGUGAGCACACUGCGUACCGAGUUCGAGCGCAAGGAUCAAGGCUUGUCCAUUGCCGAGUUCGUCUACGUCAUGAUGCGCUUUGUGCAGAGCAGCGCUCACACCGAUGAGAACUCUCGGCUCCACGAUCUGUCCGAGUCGCAGCUCGUCGCGAAUCUGUGCGAACUGUUUGCACAGAUUGAUAUCAACGGUGACGGCUCGAUGGAGUGGGAAGAAUUCACGUCUUUUAUUGUGGAUACGGGGCUGACAGUCAAGAACCACCAGCCAAACUCCAUCCAGCAAUACCACCACGUGCAAUGGGAAGACGCUUCAAAGCACAGCACGUUCAUCGACCAUAUUUAUUACUUCCCGUCCAACGAUCUUAUGGCGCUUGUCGAAAGUUGCAGUCCAUAUCUCAAGAUCUACAACGUCAACUGCGAGCUCAUGCGUACAAUCAAGUCCCCCGAAGGGUUUGUACAGUGUGCCGAGCAUUUGCCUAAGCUCAAUCAAUACAUCGUGGCGUCUUCCGACCUGCAGUUCCGCUUCUAUGACGACACCACAUUGAGGCUCAUGAAAAGCUGCCAUACUCCGGCCUCACAGAACUGCCUCAAAUGGUAUCCAGAGUCCUCCGUGCUCUUUUCAGCCGGGGUAAGCGGCAUCGUCUACGCGUGGGACGCUGAGAGAAUGGAAGAAAAACAUCACAUGAGUGGCGAGGUGCACGGGCGGGUAUUAGCUCGAUCCCACGAUGAUAUUGUGCUUGAUCUCCUCACGUUGCCCACACUCGAGUCUUUAGCCUCCGCUAGUAUGGAUCGAACGAUUCGUUUAUGGGACGUACACACAGGGAAGCACAAACAGCAGCUUGAUGGACACGCCAAGGGUGUGCGAUCGCUUGCCUAUUCACCUGAGUAUCGCUUCCUUGUGUCUGCGGGGUUUGAUUUCGACGCUCUGGUGUGGAAUCCCUACGUUGAUCAACUUAUUCUUCGGUUGCAUGGUCACAAUAAUAGUCUGUGUGGGGUGGAAAUCAUUCCCGACCCCCCCCAGAUCAUCACGGCCGAUGUAGACGGAGUCUUCAAGGUCUGGGAUAUUCGUAACUUUGCCUGCAUGCAGACGUUCACAGCCGAGAAUAUGGGCGACCUGAUCAAGUUCGACUACGAGAAGCUGGAAAAUCCCGAACUGACCGACGAUCACCCCGUGUUCAGUGCGCUGUACAAUCCAACGUCUCUCUCGUUCAUCACGGCUGCAGGAAGGGAUGUCAAAAUCUGGGAUGCGCGUCUUGGUAAGCUCAUUCGAGUGUACAGAGAUUUGAGUUCUUCGGACCUGACGACGCUCUGCUUGGACUUUCGAGAGCGCAAAUUUAUCAUCGGCGACCACGGGGGCAACAUCCACGUAUUCGACUACCUGAACGGCUCACACAUGAAGUCAUUUGCAUACCCAGACUUUGGCAAUCGAGCCCACACUGCUGAGGUCACUAAGUUGUGUUAUUGCGCGGAGCACAUGGCCGUCAUCAGUGUGUCGUGGGACUGUUCCAUCAAUAUCCACGACGAACGAGACUCGGAACGCGGCGUACUGCUUCGGAGGCUUGUCGGCGGACACUCGACAGAUAUCACAGCACUCAGCUUUUCGUACCACCUGUCCCUCUUAGCGUCCGGGUCAUCGGACUGCUCUCUGCAAGUCUGGGACUAUGAAUUCGGACGUCUGGACACCACAUGUAUCGGUCAUGUGAGUGGCUUGCUCUGUCUGCAUUUCCUCGACCCGUUUCCGCUGCUUCUAUCCAGUGACAGCACGGGCAACGUCUGCUUCUGGGCCAUGCCACAACCACCUGGGAACUGCGGCCGUAAACUGCAUCGCCACGCACUCUACGCGUCGUAA